Messenger RNA from Owenia fusiformis, 496 nucleotides. The record is from the annotation of a GenBank genome assembly. NCBI's taxonomy places the organism in Eukaryota, Metazoa, Annelida, Polychaeta, Sabellida, Oweniidae.
GGGGAUGCUGGACGCUACUGGUGUAUAAAUGGAGAUACUAAUGAGACCAUCCAUGAUGCAUUCCUCAUUAUCCUGAGAAAGGUGAAAUGUCCAGAAACCCCACAACGAAUUCUAAAAGGUCAAACUUUAGAUUUAAAAUGUGGCACAAACUUUUGGGGAGCUAGAGAUGAAUCUUACUUCCCAACAGUAAAAUGGAUUGAUAAUGGCAAUCCUGUUACAUCGAAAAUUAGCAUUGAAACAAACCAAUCAACAGCAAUAUAUACGUAUACAGCAGAUGACCUAGGGGCGUCUGUAGCUACGUGUUCCGUAAGCGUUACCCAUGGUCUUCUUCAAGAGACAGAGCUAUGCAAAAUUGAAUUUCAAGUUACAGAUUAUGCUGACAAUAUAUGGGUAUCAACAAACUCAUCUACUAUUGGCUCAGACAUUUAUACAAUAAAAGAGGGAUUUUUGAGCAAUCGGAAGCCAGUUUACACCAGCAAUAGAGGUCUAUACCUGU